UCAGUGGCAGAGUGACCUUCGAGGGAGUUGUGUGUGUUAGACUGUUCUCUCUGCCCAUGUGACUGAGAAUACCAUUUAGGUUUACUCUCACAAGUGCAGUGCUAGUGAAACGUGCCUCUUAGUUACCAUUCACUAACUUAUGGUGUUGGAAUUGCCUGGAAGGACGUGAUUGAGCAAGUAGAGGUUUAAAUGCCACCCCACAACAUACAAAACAGAAACUCCCUCAAACUAACAGAGAUGGAGGAGGAGGGACUUCGAGCUAAUCUUUCCCACCAAGAACUCCUGCCGGGGGAGGCGACGGCGGUGACUGUAGUGCCUGCAGAUGGGAGGGGAGGAGGGGAUGGGGCAGAUCCCUCCUCCUGCGAGUCCUCCGGUCCUCCACGUGGCACGAGCGUCACCAAAGGACAGCUGGUGGUGGUGAUCGUCCUUUUCUAUGUGAACCUCAUUAAUUACAUGGACAGGUUCACCGUGGCAGGAAUCCUAUACGACAUUCAGAAAUGCUUCAAUGAUCUGAGUGACACCAAGGCAGGACUGCUGCAGACUGCCUUCGUGUUGGUCUACAUGGUGAUGGCGCCUCUCUUUGGGUACCUGGGCGACCGCUACUCCAGGAAGUACCUCAUGGCUGUGGGCAUCUUCUUCUGGAGCCUCGCCACUCUUGUUGGGUCCUUCAUGCCUAACUACGGGUGGUUCCUGCUGUUCCGGUGCCUGGUGGGUGUGGGAGAGGCCAGCUACUCCACCAUCGCCCCUACCAUCAUCUCAGACCUCUUCGUCAGUGACACCAGGUCCAAGAUGCUGGCCAUCUUCUACUUUGCCAUCCCUGUUGGCAGUGGCCUGGGUUACAUCAUAGGGGCAGAGGUGACAGAGCUCGCCAAGGUGAGCGAGACAGAUUGGGAGGCGUGGCGGUGGGGCCUCCGUGUGACACCUGUGAUGGGUCUCCUGGCGCUGGCGCUCAUCCUGUUCCUGGUGCGUGACCCGCCCAGAGGCAGCAGUGAGGGAGGCCAGCACCUCCAGGCCACCUCUUUCUUGAGUGAUCUGCGUUACUUGUUCUUUAACAAGAGUUUUGUGCUCUCCACACUGGCCUUCACCUGUGUCACCUUCGUGGCUGGGGCAUUGGCAUUCUGGGGCCCACUUUUCACCAAGCUGGGGGUGCUGGUGCAGGAUCACCCCAACGCCAAGGGCAGAUGAGUGAGUCUCUGCAUUGUGUCCUUUGUGUUUGGAGCGAUUGCCAUGUCAGCAGGUCUCCUCGGCGUGCCACUGGGCUCUUUCGCUGGCCAGAAGUUGCGUGUCAAACUCCCUUAUGCUGACCCUCUGGUGUGUGGCCUCGGCUUGCUGUUCUCAGUGCCUUUGAUCCUUGGUGCAAUGGUGCUGGCUGAGUGGAACACCAUUGCGUCGUAUGUUGUGGUGUUCUUCGGCCAGGUGUUCCUCAACCUGAACUGGGCGGUGGUGUCUGAUAUUGUUCUGUACAUUGUGAUCCCUACCAGAAGGUCAUCUGCAGAGGCAUUCCAGAUCCUCUUCUCCCAUGCCCUUGGUGAUGCCGGGAGCCCAUACCUCAUUGGUGUGGUUGCCGAUGCCUUCAAGCCAUACAUACACGUGAAUGGAACCACCACCUUCUUUGCCCCUAUGGAUUAUGACAUCGCCAACUUUACAUCUACUGAGCUCACCGCCCUGGACCCCUUCAACGCCACCACCACCACACCAGAGCCAGAUGACAUCAACGCUGACUAUGUUGAAUUUAAGUCCAAGCAGUACGCGAUGUUCCUAUGCUGCAUUGUCAACGUCCUUGGUGCUGUCUUCUUCUUCUGGAACUCAUGCUACAUUGCUGAGGACAAGGCCAAGUGUGACCGCAUCAUUGCAGGUCAAGAUGAAGUGACUGGGAGUGGUGGCAAUGGCUCGGUGAAUGGAGGAGCAGUGGUGGAAGGCUGCGUGAAUGGAGGGAUGACAGAGAGCUGCGAGGCACAGAAGGAAGACACCACCAGUAAAACUCCUAUGCCCUCUGCCCCGCCUGAUGCAUGUCUAACCUCCAGCAACAAUAUUUAUGUCAAGUCUUAACUUAAGUGUACCCCAGCUGUAACAAGAUGGUGGUUCAGAUGUGUGUGUGUGUGUGUGUGUGUGUGUAUAUAGGAUUGAGUCAAUCUUGUUAUGGUCUAUCUUAGUGUGUGUGUUAAGUUUGUUCUGGCCUUUCUCAUGAUA
Scylla paramamosain (green mud crab) is the source of this 2190-nucleotide messenger RNA. RefSeq names its product protein spinster-like. Gene Ontology annotation, biological process: transmembrane transport. The record is from RefSeq and is a predicted model, not a curated record. Gene Ontology annotation, cellular component: membrane. Gene Ontology annotation, molecular function: transmembrane transporter activity. Lineage: Eukaryota; Metazoa; Arthropoda; Malacostraca; Decapoda; Portunidae.